AUGCUCCAGACCCCAGGUGUGAGCGAAUCACAUCUGACACAUAUAACACUGAUAACAGCAGUCAUUGAGAGAGAAUACCGGCCUCUGCUGGACACUUUUGGACAUGACUGCUUCUCAUCUACAUAUCUGCGGUUUCAGUGUGAAGCACCAAAUCCACUGAAGAGGCCAGAUAAUAUCAGGACGGCUGUGAAGAAUGAAGAGAAAUACUCUUCAAAGUUGCCUUCAGAGAGAGACUCAGAGAAAGUGAAACUGAAACUUGAUCAGCAACAAUAUGGACGCCUGAAACGAUCAAACUCUAUAAACAACAGAAUAUUUAGCUGUUUAAAGGCACUUGUGGACACAUCUGAUACUCACAGUUCACUGUCUGAGGAGAUUCAGUGCUCGAUAUGUCUGGAGGUGUUCACUGAUCCAGUCACGACUCCAUGUGGACACAACUUCUGCAAGAUCUGUCUGAAUAAGUGCUGGAACAACAGCCAGACCUGCAGCUGUCCAUACUGUAAAGAAACAUUCAAGCAAAGACCUGAUCUCAAGAUUAAUACCACACUCCGAGAGCUCAUAGAUCACUAUAAGAAGAAAAGUCCUGAGAAAACAGCUGAAGUUCUGUGUGACGUCUGUGAGGAAAGAAAGCAGAAAGCCCUGAAGUCGUGUCUGGUGUGUCAGAGCUCUUACUGUGAAACUCAUCUGGAGCCUCAUUUGAGAGUGACAGGUUUGAAGAAACACAAACUGAUGGAUCCUGUGAGUAAUCUGGAGGACUAUAUAUGUCAGAAACAUGAGAGACCUCUGGAUCUGUUCUGUAGAGAUGAUCAGACGUGUGUGUGUUCGAUCUGCUCUGUGACAGACCACAAGAACCACAACAUUGUUCCCAUAGAAGAGGAGAGUGAAGAGAAGAAGACUGAAGUGAUGAAGACACAGAAAGACGUGAUCCAGGACAGAAUCAAGAAGAUUCAAGACAUCAAACACUCAGCAGAAGUCAGAAACCCGUCCGGUCUGAGCGGCCCUAGUCGUUCAGGUCAAGGUCAGUGUGGGAAGGAGCCGUGGAAGAUGAUGGCGAGCGUUUCCCUCACUGAAGACGUCCAGCUGAAUAAAGGAGAGAAGGCCUGGAAACCAUCAGAGAAGCGCAGCGUCCACGCAGGUGAGGACGAGCCUGAGUUCUUGAAGACGCAGGAGCUGUUCAGACGCGUGAGCAGCGUGUUGAACAAACUGACGCCGCAGACGUUCCAGUCGCUGAUGAAGCAGGUGACAGAACUGACCAUCGACACAGAGGAGCGCCUGAAAGGAGUGGUCGAGCUCAUCUUCGAGAAGGCCAUUUCUGAGCCCAACUCCUCUGUCGUCUACGCCAACAUGUGCCGCUGCCUCAUGGGGCUGAAUGUUCCCACCACGGAUAAACCUGGAGUGACGUUCAAUUUCAGGAAGCUGCUGCUGAAUCGUUGUCAGAAAGAGUUUGAGAAGGACAAAAAUGAUGAAACAUUUGAGAAGCAGAAGGAGCUGGAUGCUGCCACAGGGGAAGAGGAGAAGCAGAGGUUGAAGGAGGAGCCCGAGGACGCUAAAGACAAAGCCCAGCAACGGUCGCUAGGCAACAUCAAGUUCAUUGGGGAGCUGUUCAAGCUGAAGAUGCUGACGGAGCCCAUCAUGCACGACUGCGUCGUCAAACUGCUGAUGAAGCAGGACGAGGAGAGUCUGGAGCGUCUCUGCUGCCUGCUGUCCACCAUCGGGAAAGAUCUGGACCAUGAGAAGGCCAAGCCCCGAAUGGAUCAAUAUUUUAUCAAGAUGGAGAAAAUUAUUAAGGAGCAGAAAACCUCUCCCAGAAUUUGCUUCAUGCUGCAGGACUUGCUUGAUUUACGACGGCUAAAUCUAAUGUCAUCCUCCAUUAGUUCACUGUCUGAGGAGAUUCAGUGCUCGAUAUGUCUGGAGGUGUUCACUGAUCCAGUCACGACUCCAUGUGGACACAACUUCUGCAAGAUCUGUCUGAAUAAGUGCUGGAACAACAGCCAGACCUGCAGCUGUCCAUACUGUAAAGAAACAUUCAAGCAAAGACCUGAUCUCAAGAUUAAUACCACACUCCGAGAGCUCGUAGAUCACUAUAAGAAGAAAAGUCCUGAGAAAAGUCCUGAGAAAACAGCUGAAGUUCUGUGUGACAUCUGUGAGGAAAGAAAGCUGAAAGCCCUGAAGUCGUGUCUGGUGUGUCAGAGCUCUUACUGUGAAACUCAUCUGGAGCGUCAUUUGAGAGUGACAGGUUUGAAGAAACACAAACUGAUGGAUCCUGUGAGUAAUCUGGAGGACUAUAUAUGUCAGAAACAUGAGAGACCUCUGGAUCUGUUCUGUAGAGAUGAUCAGACAUGUGUGUGUUCAAUCUGCUCUGUGAAAGACCACAAGAACCACAACACUGUUCCUAUAGAAGAGGAGAGUGAACAGAAGAAGACUGAAUUGAUGAAAAUACAGAGAGACGUGCAGCAUAUGAUCCAGGACAGAAUCAAGAAGAUUCAAGACAUCAAACACUCAGCAGAAGCCAGAACCAGAAACACAGAGAAGGAGAAAGCAGCCCGUGUCGAGCUCUUCACUGAUCUCAUCCGCUCCAUUGAGAGAUGUCAGACUGAACUGCUGGAGAUGAUGGAGGAGCAGCAGAAAGCAGCAGAGAAACAGGAGCAAGAGCUGAUUGAAGAGCUGGAGCAGGAGAUCACUGAGCUAAAGAUGAGAAACACUGAGCUGGAGCAGCUCUCACACACUGAAGAUCACCUCCACCUCCUACAGAUUCACUCAUCCCUGUGCAGCCCUAGAAACACCAGGAACUGGCCUGAGAUCAGUAUGAAGACUCAUGAGAGUCUGGAGACUCUGAGGAGAGCUCUGAACCAACUGAAGGACACUAUAGAUGACAAACUCACACAAACUGGUACAUCAAUACAUACACUGAUCAGAUAGAAACAUGAUGUUGUGCACAAUUCUUUAAAUAUAACCUUCAGGUCUGAUUAUGUUUUAUUGUCAUGUGUCUCUACAGAGCUGAAGUGGAUGCAGCAGUAUGCAGUGGAUGUGACUCUGGAUCCUGAUACAGCUCAUCCUGAACUCAUUCUGUCUGAUGAUGGAAAACAAGUGAGACACGGAGACAUUAGACAGAAACUCCCAGACAAACCAGAGAGAUUUGAUACAUGUGUAAAUGUCUUGGGAAAGGAGGGAUUCUCUUCAGGGAGAUUUUAUUUUGAGGUGCAAGUGAAGGGAAAGACUGAAUGGGAUUUAGGAAUCGUUCGUCUGCAUUCAAAGCCACCGUCCGGUCUGAGAGGCCCUAGUCGUUCAGGUCAAGGUCAGUGUGGGAAGGAGCCGUGGAAGAUGAUCGCGAGUGUUUCCCUCACUGAAGACGUCCAGCUGAAUAAAGCGGAGAAGGCCUGGAAGCCAUCAGUGAUGCGCAGCGGCCAUGUCGAUGAAGACGACCCUGAGACGCUGAAGACGCAGGAGCUGUUCAGACGCGUGAGCAGCGUGUUGAACAAACUGACGCCGCAGACGUUCCAGCCGCUGAUGAAGCAGGUGACAGAACUGACCAUCGACACAGAGGAGCGCCUGAAAGGAGUGGUCGAGCUCAUCUUCGAGAAGGCCAUUUCUGAGCCCAACUCCUCUGUCGUCUACGCCAACAUGUGCCGCUGCCUCAUGGGGCUGAAUGUUCCCACCACGGAUAAACCUGGAGUGACGUUCAAUUUCAGGAAGCUGCUGCUGAAUCGUUGUCAGAAAGAGUUUGAGAAGGACAAAGAUGAUGAAACAUUUGAGAAGCAGAAGGAGUUUGAUGCCGCCACAGGGGAAGAGGAGAAGCAGAGGUUAAAGGUGGAGCUCGAGGACGCCAAAGACAAAGCCCAGCAACGGUCGCUAGGCAACAUCAAGUUCAUUGGGGAGCUGUUCAAGCUGAAGAUGCUGACGGAGCCCGCCAUGCACGACUGCGUCGUCAAACUGCUGAAGAAGCGGGACGAGGAGAGUCUGGAGCGUCUCUGCUGCCUGCUGUCCACCGUCGGGAAAGAUCUGGACCAUGAGAAGGCCAAGGUGACACGCUCAUUACAUACGUUUUUAAAAAAUUGGGACUGUGGUUCUGUGGUUCUGAGGAAUGGAGAUGAAUAUAAAGCCUGUGAUGAUCCUCGUGUCUCUCUGUCUCUGAGAGUGAAGCCGCAGCGGGUCGGUGUGUUUGUGGAUUAUGAGGAGGGUCUGGUCUCCUUUUAUGAUGUAGAGUCCAGCUCUCAUAUCACUGACAAACUUCAAAAAUCCAUUAUUAAAUCACUAGGGACAAAUAAAGUAUUGUAUUAGAAUCACUGAAUAAUAUCAAGCACAUCCGUGCUUCAUUAUGUCAUUUUUUUAACACACAUGGUGCUAAAAUAAUGCAAUAAACAUUAAUUUAACAUAAAUUGUAACAUAAAACCCUAAUGUACAUAACUGAUCAAAU
Messenger RNA from Onychostoma macrolepis, 4411 nucleotides. RefSeq lists its product as uncharacterized. The record is from RefSeq and is a predicted model, not a curated record. Gene Ontology annotation, biological process: protein ubiquitination. Lineage: Eukaryota; Metazoa; Chordata; Actinopteri; Cypriniformes; Cyprinidae. Gene Ontology annotation, molecular function: zinc ion binding; translation initiation factor activity; mRNA binding. Gene Ontology annotation, cellular component: eukaryotic translation initiation factor 4F complex. The transcript has 18 exons.